This is a messenger RNA of Penaeus indicus, 4351 nucleotides long. RefSeq names its product silk gland factor 1-like. Bases 440 to 1924 code for a protein of 494 amino acids. Gene Ontology annotation, molecular function: protein domain specific binding; RNA polymerase II cis-regulatory region sequence-specific DNA binding; DNA-binding transcription factor activity, RNA polymerase II-specific. Gene Ontology annotation, biological process: regulation of transcription by RNA polymerase II; cell differentiation; anatomical structure morphogenesis. NCBI's taxonomy places the organism in Eukaryota, Metazoa, Arthropoda, Malacostraca, Decapoda, Penaeidae. The transcript has a single exon. The record is from RefSeq and is a predicted model, not a curated record.
CAAUCAGAUCCCCGCUCUCGCCGUAGUCACUUCACGGGGCGGAGCAUCUUUAUUCUGCCCAAACAUCCGUGUAUUUACUCAGGGUUAGGGCCAACCGUGCGCUUAUUACUGUCUGUGAGUGCUACAAGUACUUUUGCUGAUCACAGAAUUAAACAAGACCAAGUUAAACUGAGAAACGUACACAUAUGAUUAGGAUAAGUGUUUGGUCAUUCAAUUUGCCGUAGACUCUCGCCGUGAACUGUGCUGUGAGUGUUGGCUACGCGACCUUAGUUGACCUGUUGAGCUGCGUGUGGCCGGCGUGACCCUCCGUGGCGACAACAGUCACGGUGUUUUGUUGUGUCCUGUUGCUCGCCUGCACAAGUCCCGCCGGAGGAAUAUGUACAGUGCGUGAUCGGUGCGUGUAGACAGUGUCUCCAGUAGUGUUGUGAAGCGGGCCACCAUGUUGUCCCAGAAGUUAUACAGUGACACCAUGACGCCCAUGAGUUCGGCGGCGCCUCCCGUGUCGCCCAUGUCGCAAACGACGUACGGGAUGAACUCCAUGAACAGCAUGAUGGGCAUGAACACGUACCAGCAGCGCCUGCCGCCCAAUAUGGACUUCUCGUCUUCCAUGACAGGUAUUGGGGCCAUGGGCAUGGGUGGCCAGUGUAUGAGUCCAGGGAUGACGGGCAUGGGGGCAUUCCCGCCCAUGAACAGUUCCAUGCAACAGAUGAACGGCAUGAGUGGGUGUAUGAGUGGCAUGGGCGGCAUGAACCAGAUGGUGCCGUACGGACGGGAGCUGCAGGAGCCCGACAGUCCCGUCUCGUCGGCGCUGCAGAGGGCGCGGCAGGACAAGACGUACCGACGCUCGUACACGCACGCCAAGCCGCCCUACUCGUACAUCUCCCUCAUCACCAUGUCCAUCCAGAACUCCCCCAACAAGAUGGUGACCCUGUCGGAGAUCUACCAGUUCAUCAUGGACCUGUUCCCGUACUACCGGCAGAACCAGCAGCGGUGGCAGAACUCCAUCCGCCACUCGCUCUCCUUCAACGACUGCUUCAUCAAGAUUCCCAGGACGCCCGACAAGCCCGGCAAAGGCUCCUUCUGGUCGCUGCACCCCGACUCGGGCAACAUGUUCGAGAACGGGUGCUACCUCCGCCGCCAGAAGCGGUUCAAGUGCGAGAAGAAGGAGGCGCUGCGCUCCACCAAGACGCCGCACCAGGGCCAGACGCAGCACCAGAGUCCCAGCUCGGCGCCCACCAAGCAGGAGAGCAGCGACGAGGCCGACUCCAAGAUGGAGACGGCGCUGGCCUCGCCGGGCCAUGGCCACGGCCUGCACAACGGCCACCACGCCCAUGUCAGCCAGCAGCAGCCUCCGCCGAGCGAUCCUGUGUCGGGCAUGACCCAGCUCCUGGAGGCCGCCACCAAGCUCGAGCCUCCGGAGACGGGCUACCAGAUGCCGCCGCCCUCCGUCAGCGUGGCUGACAAAUACACCGCUGAGCAGCAGCAACAGCAACAGCAGCAACAACAGCAACAGCAGCAGCAACAACAGGAACAGCAACAGCAGCAUCAGGCCGCCCAUCUCGGCACACCGACCGCCCAUGACCUGCACGCCGCGCCGCCCCUCCAUCCGUCCCUCCUGAAGGACUACACCGCCUCCGCCUACCUGAAGGAUUACUCCAACGGACACCUGAAGGACUACGGCGGCUAUCUGAAGGACUACAGCGGCCACUUGAAGGACUACGACCACCUCAAGAACUACCCCGCCCCCGCCCACCCCUUCAGCAUCACCUCCAUAAUCGCUGCCGAGAACAAGGAUUCCUACGGCGGGUAUUUGAGUCCUCUCCCUCCUGCGUCCACCGCCACGCCCUCGCACCACGGCAUGGGCGGCGACCACGGGGGCUACUACCCGCCGCCGCUCUACCACCACACCACCACGCCUCUCUGAUGUGGGCGGGGGUGGUGAUCCCCUCAACACCUCGCCCACCCGACCCCUGUAAAUAAUGUGUGAAUGUCCAGUGUGUGGAGAGUCUGCAGGUAGACCCAGCAGCAAUCUGUAGACGUUAAGAAAAACGUAAAUAAUGAGGUACGUUGUGGAGUCCUGAGCUGUGUGAGCUUAUCUGGUAUUGGUAUGGCAGAUGGCUUGUCGAGAGAGAGGGUUUAGCGGCCACUUCCAGCGGGGCCGGAAUUCGUAAUCGGAAAUUAUCCCUUGUUAUGAAAUAUACCCCGAUGCUUCGUUAUGUGUGUGUCUCCUUUCUCUGCAGUCUUGCAUCUAUUAUUAUGUCAUUUCAGAACCCCAUGUUUUAUGUAGUAACCGUUGUCGGGCUUCUAAUCUUGUCUCUCAUUCUUUUUGUUAGCCUUGGAUGUACUUCUAAAGAAAUAUAUUUUCAUAUUUUUCUAAGACCAAAAAGAAAAAGAAAAGAAUAACUCUUUUUAAUUUGUCAGCUCUUCUUCUAUCAUGAUGUUACGCUUCACGUGGAAAUUACAACAACAAUGGCAGAAUUUAAUCCCGUUUCGGCUUACCCUCUAAAAAAAUACUUAAUCCCCCCUCCCCCCUACCGUCGCCGGCCGCCCGCUGCAGGAGGCGGCGACGAGGGCGACCUGCACGCACAUAUCCUGAAGUCAUGUACCCUUUACGUUAUAAACCCUGAACUUCAUAAACCAGAACUCCCGGAAACAUCGAAAUACUUAACUGCCGCGUUUCUAACAGGAGACUUCCACAUAGGCCAAGGAAUAACAGUUUUGUUCCCUUUGAAAUCUCUCCAACAUGCAUCUGGUUCUCUGUUUUUUUGUUAAAACUAUGAUCUGGUAGAUUUAGUAGUAUAUGUAUAUUUUUCAUGUAUUUGUUAUUGAAUCUUAUUUUGUUUUUUAUAUAAAAAUAAAUCUGGGAAAAGACCACAUUUUGUUCUCUUCUUAUCAAAAAGCAAAUCCGGCCUUAGCAACAAGAGGCAUGUAUGUCGCUUGGCCUGUGGUAUCACAAUCUUGCUAUCAUUCAGACAUGGUUUCACGUCACUUUUCAAUAAAUAUAUCAGAGUUUAAGCGGUUGUUAAAACAAACCAUCUGGCUAUCAGUAGAGAUAAGCAAUAUCUCUGUGACCGUCAAAGCUUUCGUCAGAAGCUUGCAGCUGCAUAAUCAGCAAUACAGAGCGGCUGUCGGGGCGGUGUCGGCAGGGAAGAAUGUCUCCUUGAUGGAAAUUUAAUCAAUCACUUCACUUAAAUGCAUCGGCUAAUUGCACAACUUGAUAUAAACGCUCAUCUCUUCAGCGUUUCUUCACAAAACCCAUCGACUGCGUAAUAUAAAUAUCACAGAUAACUUGACAACCAAACUUUGAUUAAAUAAAUAACGAAAAUACGGCGACAUUCCUCCUCCCUUCUGCCGCUGACACCUCGCUCUUGGCCCCAGCUGUCACGACUGCAGUUACUUGACACUUUGAAGGAUCCCACACAACCGAUUCUUACUGUGAUAAUGUCAUACGUUUAGCGCGAUUUAAACACCCCUCAUGUAUUUCCCUUGAAACGAAGUAACGAUAGAAAUUAACUCUUUUAAUUAAGGAAUUAUUUAAGAUACGAUUGUAAAGAUGCACAUCAGUUUGACGCUUACUAUAUCCCCUCUGUCCUCUUUUUUCGAUCCACCUAAUAUUUAGGCGAAAUAAAAUUCACUCAAGUCAAAUUGAUGGUCAGUCAUUUUAUAAAUUGAAAAUUAAAAAAAGUCUUUGCCAUUAUCACCUUGUAGAACAAAGAACUUUCCAGGAAGAUUUUGUGCCAAGCGCCGAGGUGUCAUUUAGGAAUGACUACAGUAUGGCGCUAUUUAUUUAUUCAAUCAUUUAUUUAUCAGUAUUUUUUUUAUAUAAAAUCUCUUCUCGGAUAUCGUCGUUGCUUGUAACUUUUCCGAAUGUCUCUUAUGUCUCAAAUCUUAAUAUUUUUCUCUGGUUAAAGAUCGCUAAGCCACUGGUAACACAAACCUAUCAAUAUGAAAAUAAAAAUUCGAAAACACUUAGUUAUAACAUCAUGAGAACUUGUCAACUUGGUGAGCUUUCGGAACAUGAUUUCGGAAACCUUAAUCUACAUGUCUACUCCCCCUCCCCCCCUCCCACCUCUCGUUCCACCCCCAUCCCCCCCCUCAACCUCAUCUGAAGGGUGUGUGGGGGUGGGGAUGGGGGGACUGGUAGAUAUCGUCGCAUGAUCGACCCGCGGUUGAUGUUAUCGUUUGCAAAAUCGAUAGAAUUGGGCCGAAAAAGCACGCUAACUAGGGGGACAUAGCGUUAGGAGGGAGGGAGAGAGAGGGAGGUCGGAGAUGGGGAACGGGGAUGUAGGGAGAGAGGAAGGGGAGGGAGAAGAGGGGAAAGGAAGAGGAGAAAGAAGAAGAGAAGGAAGAG